UAAGUUUUCUUUUUGUUUUAGAUAAUUUAAAAAGUAAUCUACAUAGCAAAGUCUACAGCAAUGGAGUCUUGGUUAGUAGAUGUUAAAAAAGUAAGUAUUCCCCGCCCCAAGUUUGGUAGCAAUGUAAGAUGUGGAUACCCUACGGAGCCUCCCAAGGACUACUUCUACGAAGAUGGAAGAGCUGAAGAGCUCAAAAUGCGUAAUUCCCUCAAUAAUUCCUCCAACUUAUCGAAAGCAACGGAAGAAUUAAGAAGAGCUUUGCAAGAAAAGUUAUGAAAGAAGUCAGCACUAAUCCCUGUAUUUGUUACAAGAUUAUUAACGGUUCUUUUUAAUAUUCAUACUUGCAUUUGUACAUUUUCUAAAUUGCAAACAACAAUGAUAGCCUAUAAUAACAUGGUAAAAACAAACUUUCAGAAUAAUAAAAUAUUUUCAAUAGUUUGUUCUACACACAGCGCCGAAAAAAAGAAUAAAAUUUUUAUUGCUAUAAAUCUAUGUGUAUGUGUAGUUUAAGUACUUUUUAUUACUUUAUGAGACUAUAUUGUAGUAAGUUGAUUAUUUGUAAUAAUUCCUUAUUGGAGUUCCAGUAACUGAAGUCUACCUUCCGCACACAGAUAAAAUAAAAUACCUCUAAUUUAUUUAAGAACAGAUUGUUGUUAAUAUUGUAAGCUAUUUCGUAUAAAUCAUAAAUUCCUUUAAUCUAAUAGCCGUAGGCCAAGUAUAUACAAGGUGUUUCGUAAAUCAUGGAUAAAUAAUAAUCUUUUAGCUGCAUGGGGAGGACUCCAAGACCGUUUAUGAAGUUGAAUUUUAUGAUUACUUAAGUCGCACAGUCUUCGUGUUUUUUAUUUUUUUAAUUUCUUGAAAAUUUAAAAAAGACUAGAUUUUAUGAACGAAUUUUGGGUCCCCCAUUAGGAAUUGAAAAAAAAUCAAAUUAAUUUCGAGUUAUUUGAAUUUUUUAAAUUUUUGAAAAAUUAAAAGCGUCCAAAUUUCCUCAA
Messenger RNA from Agrilus planipennis (emerald ash borer), 992 nucleotides. RefSeq lists its product as uncharacterized. Bases 61 to 276 code for a protein of 71 amino acids. The record is from RefSeq and is a predicted model, not a curated record. NCBI's taxonomy places the organism in Eukaryota, Metazoa, Arthropoda, Insecta, Coleoptera, Buprestidae. The transcript has a single exon.